Messenger RNA from Bacidia gigantensis, 1470 nucleotides. RefSeq lists its product as uncharacterized. The record is from RefSeq and is a predicted model, not a curated record. The transcript is spliced from 3 exons. NCBI's taxonomy places the organism in Eukaryota, Fungi, Ascomycota, Lecanoromycetes, Lecanorales, Ramalinaceae. The coding region runs from base 1 to 1470 and encodes 489 amino acids.
AUGUUCGAUGGGUAUGACGACGAGACCAAAAGUGCAACUAUCGACAACGUUGACAAAGAAACCUUCGGCCGUGUCAUUGAGUUCGCGUACCGCCAGAAUUACUACGUCCCUGCUGCGACGUCACAAGCCUCAGCUUGCGGUCAAGGUGGUGUUAAUGAUGCGAAAGUCGAUGCCAAUGAUAACGGUCCCAAUAAUGGUACUACCAGCGAAGCAUCGACACCUGUCCUCACUCCCUCUUCAUCCUCUGCGAACACCGUCGCACCGAGCGACGCGCCAGAACCUAACGUCUGCGCAUCUCUCAACGAUUCGUUUUUGCCGAAGACAGAGGAACAUCAGGCGACACACAACUCAAAGGAGUUUGGCUUGACAGAAGUUCUCCUAUGCCAUGCGCGUGUCUACGUUUUCGCGAAGAACAAUGGGUGUGAUUGGAUGAAAGAGCGCGCAUCGGAUAUGGUAUACGCGAGACUCGACGAGGGAUAUCCCACCAUGAUUGACGACACUAUCCCUCUGCUUAGGUACAUGUAUGAUCAUGUAGGACCAGCGGAUUCCGGAGGUCCUGACCGUCUUUACGGGGUUUUGAGAGAAUUCAUCGGGCGACAGCUGCGCAGUAUCAUCAAGAAUAAAAGCUUCAUGACGUUGGUGAGGGAGAAUGAUAUGGUACAGGAAAUGUUCAUGAAAGAGGUCGAGAAGAAGCUCACCAAGCUGGAUGAGGUAUCAAAACCCUGGAAAAUCCUCGCUCGGGGUGAGACAUUCUAUGUGCAUCACGACAUAUUGCAGUCGCUUUUCGAUCCGCCACAAUAUAUUGAGCGUUUCUUGCGCGUAGCCGAUUACAAUGAGCGGCAAGCAGUCGUCAUGAUCAAGGGGGUCAAUGGCGCCUAUGAUCACCCAGCUUUUGCCCGCUGUCUACAAUUUGCAUACGAGGGCUGCUACACAGUUUCGCCUGCAUUCAUUUCCUCAAGUGACGAUGCGGAUUCCUCAGCAGCAGUCAUGACACCUUGCAGUUCCGCUGCUACCACUAUUCUAGCCAAAUCCAAAGAGAUGAUGAAACAUGCGUUCAAAGUAAUGUACCAGUCACAUGCAGCUCAAUCACAGGCGAACCUGCCCUGCGAGAAUUACACCAACAUUUUUCUCUGUCAUGCUGAGGUCUACGUCUUCGCGGCAUCAAUUGGUAUGAAGAAGCUGGAGCAAUAUGCUUUACACCAAUUACACACGACCUUGGUAAACUUUGUCCUCUACAAGGAGCGCGUGGGGGAUGUAGUGGCUCUCAUCAAAUACGCCUACAAGUAUACAACAGACGUUAGCGUUGCUGGUUGCGCGGAAGAAGCAUUGGGGAAGAUCAUCAGGGUUUAUGUAGGAUCUGAGAUGGAGAUAUUCAUGAAGAACAAUGAGUUCCAGAAGCUGGUAAUCGAGGAUGGCGGAAGACUGUUGGCAGAUUUCAUGGCGCAGGUCGAGAUGAGGAUCUCAGAUUGA